Helobdella robusta is the source of this 540-nucleotide messenger RNA. RefSeq lists its product as hypothetical. The transcript is spliced from 4 exons. NCBI's taxonomy places the organism in Eukaryota, Metazoa, Annelida, Clitellata, Rhynchobdellida, Glossiphoniidae. The record is from RefSeq and is a predicted model, not a curated record. Gene Ontology annotation, molecular function: gluconokinase activity. The coding region runs from base 1 to 540 and encodes 179 amino acids. Gene Ontology annotation, cellular component: cytoplasm.
AUGACAUUUCUGAAAUUUUCCACUCAGUUAGGAUGGCGUUUUAUCGACGCUGAUGAUUUACAUACAGUCAAAAAUGUUGAAAAAAUGUUAAAAGGAGUGCCACUUAAUGAUCGAGAUAGGUACCCUUGGCUCUUGUCAAUUCAUCACCUAAUGAAACAAGCUUGCCAUGAAAAUUCAGACAUAAUCAUUGCCUGCUCCGCUUUAAAAAAUUCAUACAGAAACAUUCUAAUUAGUAAAAUUACAGAAGACAAAACAAGUAGUAAUAACAGUAGUUUAGAAAAUGUAAACCUUUGCAAAUCCGUAAUUUUCUUUCAUUUGCAAGGUAGUAUAGAGUUGAUUGGUGAAAGAGUUUCAAACAGGAAAAACCAUUUCAUGUCAGCUAACUUGCUACAAUCCCAAUUUGACACUUUAGAACUGCCUACCACUACGACUGAUAACAAUGUUGCUAAUCAGUUUGAAUACGUGUGUAUUGAUAUAUGUGAGAGUCCUACCGAAAUUGCUUCGAAAAUCAUCAACCAUUUAACGGUUAGUAAAGAAUGA